CUCUUUUUGGGCAUAUACACCGAAUUGGAAGAAGUGUAACCAUUUGAUUCCGCGCCUCUUGCGCAUCAAUAGACACUAGUUUGAAACAAGGGGCGUUUCUACGGAUUUUUCCCAGGCAUUGAGGAUUCCUCUCCAAGCUUCUAUUGCAUGAUGGGUGAGGGUUUUGAGAAAGAAGAUACGGAUUCUUAGAAUUAAUAAUUAUCAGAGCAAAUUUCAGCAAAAGAAAAAGUACAAGUAUUGGAAAAAUGGUGACGCUAGUGGUGGCCACCACCACCGAUCCAGCCUCCAUCGGCCCUGCCUCCGCCCUCUUAGCUAUGCCCGGUUGGCACCCUGGCCCCCUCAUCCAGGAUAUGCCAAGUUUUGUGAAUAAGGAAGUAAGGCUAUUGCAACACAAUAGCAGCAUUGUCAAAGAAGUUCACUUGGAUAAGCGUUGGGAGGAGGCAACCGGUGAAGUUGUUGAUGAGGUCAUAUUUCUUAGCAAGCACACUGCAGUGUCAAAUCGUCCUGCACUCACGGUUCAUCCAAUUGGUGUGCCUCAUUUACUCGAAGGUGACACGCUACCAGCAGGUGGAAAGCCCGGGUGGGCAGCACCUCCUAGUCCUCGGAUAGGACCGUGGUUGAGGCUGUUGAAGACCAUUGCUGAAUCACAUAAUCUAACACCUGAAUUUGAGGUUACCUUAGAGGCUACUCACCAUGGACCUGAAAUUAAUUCACCCACAAUGUUUCUAGAGAUUGGCAGCACAGAGGAGUACUGGAAGAGACAGGAUGCUGCACAAGCCAUUGCUUUAGUUGGGUAUCUUUUUGUGUGCAUUGAUUCAUUUGUUACAAUGUUUCUUCUUUUAUUAGUGUGGGAAGGACUGGGCCUUGGAGGAGGAGUUGACGUCGGAAACUGGAGCAGGAACAAUGGUCGAAACAAAAUUCUUCUGGGAAUUGGUGGUGGACAUUAUGUACCAAGGCAUAUGGAUAUUGUUCUGAAAGAUGGUGCUUGGGUGGGCCACCUACUUUCUGGAUAUUCAUUGCCAAUGGAAGAUCCCAGUCAGUUUAAAGCAGAGGCAAAUGCAGAGGGAGUGGGUGGAGCUUGGAGGGAAGCAAUCAAAGUUGCAUUUGAGACUACUAAAGCAGCUUUUCCAGGGGGAGAAGUUCUGGCACACCUUGAUAACAAGAGUUUCAAGAGUUGGCAGAAAAAUGCUAUUAUGGGGUUCCUAGCAGAGCAGGACAUAAAAGUUGGCAAGCCUGAAGGAAGGGCAAAGACAAGCAAAACUUUCUUUGUUUCUCAUUGCAAUUCUUGGGGUCUCAUGCACCUGAGGGUCCGAGAAACCCGAGGUCACCCACAUGCAAAUUUUGCAUACACAACAUUGAAGGUGGCCGGAACCCUAGUGCUGUUUGGGUUGCUAGCCGACUCUCCAAUGUCUACGAUCAACGUUAUGGACAAGAAGCUUAAUUUCAUGACUAACCGAGGGGUAUGCUUAAGGAGUCUAUGCAAUGGUGUCACAACACAUGAUGAACUUAGUCUUCUUCUAGUGACACUUUCUAUAAUGGUCCGGUAG
This is a messenger RNA of Ilex paraguariensis (yerba mate), 1547 nucleotides long. Lineage: Eukaryota; Viridiplantae; Streptophyta; Magnoliopsida; Aquifoliales; Aquifoliaceae. The record is from the annotation of a GenBank genome assembly.